Messenger RNA from Brassica oleracea var. oleracea, 1240 nucleotides. Its product is annotated as serine/arginine-rich SC35-like splicing factor SCL33. Lineage: Eukaryota; Viridiplantae; Streptophyta; Magnoliopsida; Brassicales; Brassicaceae. The record is from RefSeq and is a predicted model, not a curated record. Gene Ontology annotation, molecular function: RNA binding. The transcript has 7 exons. Bases 163 to 1119 code for a protein of 318 amino acids.
CAACACUAAUACUUGGACCAACUCGUACCGCGCAACGCUUCUCCUGUUGUUCUAUCGCCGCCGUUGGUCACCACCGACCUUCCUUCUCCGCCACGAUUCCUUCAUCCUGUACACGUCUCCGUAGUGGAUCGAGGCUGACAGAGAAGUUGGAGCUUGACCGCAAUGAGGGGAAGGAGCUACACUCCGUCACCACCAAGGCGGGGUUAUGGGAGGAGGGGUCGAAGAAGCCCAAGCCCUAGAGGAGGAGGCCGUUAUGGUGGAGCUCCUAGUGUCGACCUCCCUACCAGUCUUUUGGUUCGCAAUCUACGCCAUGACUGCAGGCAAGAAGAUCUCAGGAGGUCAUUCGAGCUGUUCGGGCCUCUUAAGGACAUCUAUAUGCCUAGGGAUUACUAUACUGGAGAUCCGCGAGGGUUUGGUUUCGUACAGUUUGUGGAUCCUGCUGAUGCUGCUGAGGCAAAAUAUCAAAUGGAUGGUUACCAUCUACUUGGGCGUGAGCUGACUGUUGUGUUUGCAGAAGAGAACAGGAAGAAACCGACUGAAAUGAGAGCAAGGGAGCGUGGUGGAGGAAGGAGCGUAAGGUCUCGAGACAGGAGGCGUAGUCCCCCUCGUUACUACUCUCGCUCUCCUCCACCUCGACGUGGUAGAUCUCGGUCACAGAGUGGUGAUUAUUAUUCUCCUCCCUCUACAAGACAUCACUCAAGGUCUAUCUCUCCCAGGGAAGAACGAUAUGCUAGGGGGAGAUCAUACUCGCGCUCACCCGCCUACAAUGGCUCCAGGGGUCGCAGUGUAACUCCAGCUAGAAGUAAGAGCCGCCGCAUAAGCCGUAGCCCAAGUCCAGGAAGAAGCAUUAGCCCUAGUCCGAGAAGAAACGUAAGCCGUAGUCCAAGCCCGAGGAGAAGCAGGAGCAACACACCUGUACCAGCCAGAGGCCGCAGCCCAAGGAGAAAGAGGAGCAACACAUCUGUACCAGCCAGAGGCCGCAGCCCAAGGAGAAAGAGGAGCAACACACCUAUACCAGCCAGAAGCAGCCCUAAGAGAAAGAGGAGCAACACUCCUGUACCAGCUACAAACCGCAGCCACCGUGAGGAGGAGUACGAAGACCGUUCACCAAGCCAGUGAUCGUUUCUUCACUCUCUUAUCCUAAGACAAAAGUUGUGAUGAUUUGAAAAGAUGAGAUCUAUGUAGAGGUCGAAUGUUGGCUUUUUUAUGUCUUGAUGGUUUAUUGAGUAUUUUGGGAACA